Xiphias gladius (swordfish) is the source of this 7569-nucleotide messenger RNA. RefSeq names its product eph receptor B4b (gene ephb4b). The coding region runs from base 712 to 3693 and encodes 993 amino acids. Lineage: Eukaryota; Metazoa; Chordata; Actinopteri; Istiophoriformes; Xiphiidae. Gene Ontology annotation, cellular component: neuron projection; plasma membrane. Gene Ontology annotation, biological process: axon guidance; central nervous system projection neuron axonogenesis; protein phosphorylation. The record is from RefSeq and is a predicted model, not a curated record. Gene Ontology annotation, molecular function: ATP binding; protein binding; transmembrane-ephrin receptor activity. The transcript is spliced from 21 exons.
UCGGGUCUCUGGAUGUGUUAACUGGAAAAGCAGAAACAAGCUGGGAACACUGGGACACAGGCGCGCUCACGGAGCUCUGACUGGUCGCCAUCUACCCGCUCUUUGUAAGUGUGCGUGUGUGUGUGUGUGUGCGUGUGUGCGUGUGUGCGCGUCUGCGCGUCUGCGCGUCUGUUAAAGCCCCCCUCCGCCCUCCGGUCGUUCCACCGACCCUUCUCUGCUCACCAGGCCGCCUCCCAGCGCUCAUCUCACGGUGUCAGAGGCAGCCGCGCCCCGCUUCUCUCUCCUGGAGGAAAGGGUACAAACAGAGAGGGGAGAAAGUGAGAGAAAGGACGCGCAAUGGAGAGAUGAAAGAGAGUCGGAAAGAGGAGGGGAGCUAGAGGAAAACCCCCGGGCAGGGUUGGAGGAGUGGAAGGACUCCGGCUUUUCACUUUUUGAUCUGUUUUGGGAAGUUUUUCUGGUCCGGAUCGGAGGCCUCCAUCUUGGAGACUUUCUCGUCCGUGUGGAGGAUUUUCCGAUCUCUCCAUCACGCCGAUCAUCAACUCUGAGGGAAAAGUCUUUUUGAUCCUUUUCGGUUUUGGGGCUCCAAUGAGGCGCGCGCGGCCGGCUGAGAGCGAGCCGAGCUGACGGUCAGUGAUCGGUGAUCGAUAGGUCUGAUCGGCUGUGGAGUGACGCGGGGACCGAUCGGGUCUGGAUUUGGUCGGACAGGGUGAGAUGGAGGGUCGGACGGGACUACGGGCCUCCUCCUGCGGGCUGCCGCUUCUCCUCCUCCCGCUGCUCCUGCUGAGCCGCUGCCGGGCCGAGGAAGAGGUGUUGAUGAACACCAAGUUUGAAACAUCCGACCUUCGGUGGACGCACCAUCCUGCUGACGACCCACAGUGGGAGGAAGUGAGCGGAUUGGAUGACGAGUCUAAUAGUGUGCGGACCUAUCAGAUCUGCACACCAGACAGUCCAUCCUCCUAUUGGCUGAGGACACGCUGGAUCCCCCGCAAGGCGGCGACCACCCUCUACGUCGAGAUCCGGUUCACCAUGAUGGAGUGUUCUGGUCUGAACCAGCGUCACUGUAAAGAAACCUUCAACCUUUAUUACUACCAGUCUGACAGUGACGAGGCCACGCCGACUCAGCCGGCCUGGAUGGAGAACCCGUACACCAAAGUCGCCACGGUCGCAGCCGACCACCUACUGCGGCGCGGCGGUGAGCGGCGCUUCAACGUCAAACUGCUGCGCCUUGAGCCGCUGCAGGGGAUGGGGCUUUACCUGGCCUUUCACAGCCAGGGCGCUUGUAUGGCGCUGCUGUCUGUACGCGUCUUCUACAGGAAGUGCCCGCCCCUCCGCCGCGCCUUCGCCUCCUUCCCUGAAACCAUCCCCCACUCUCUGGUGGAGCAGGCUCAGGGUGCGUGUGUGGAGAAUGCCGUGACGCCGCCUGGAGAGCAGUCACGACCUCCCAGCAUGCUUUGUGGCGAAGAUGGGCAGUGGGUGGGGCAGCCGACGUCCAGCUGCGCUUGUCGCCCCGGAUACGAGACGGGCGAGACCGACGUGCGGUGUCGGGCCUGUCCAACAGGUCAGUUUAAGGCGGGGUCAGGACCUGGCGGGUGUAGCCCUUGUCCAGCCAAUAGCAACACACAUGUCCCAGGCUCCGCCUACUGCCCGUGUUGCUCCGGUUACCAUCGAGCUGACUCUGACUCUCCACACGCCGCCUGCACCCGCCCCCCCUCAGCUCCCCGCUCCAUCGUGAGUCAGAUCAACGACACCACGGUGACUCUGGAGUGGAGCGAGCCGCUGGACCGAGGAGGACGAGGAGACCUGACCUACAGAGUCCUGUGCUCCAGCUGUGGGACCGUCACCACCACCAAGGGAUUGGUCGGUUCCUGCUCUCCGUGUGAUGACAGCGUCCUGUACCGUCCGGCGCAGCGCGGUCUGACUCAGCGCCGAGUCGUCAUCUGGGGUCUCCGCCCACACACCAAAUACACCUUCACCAUCCAAUCACUGAACGGCAUCUCUGCUCUCAGCCAAUCGGAGCCAGCUUCUGAGAGAGUCAACGUCACCACCAGCAGAGACGUUCCUCCUCCAGUGUCCAGUUUGAGGAGGGCAGCAGCCUCAGAGACCAGUCUGACUUUAGAGUGGAACGUUCCGGUUCUGCAGAACCAGUACCAAAUCCUGGACUACCAGCUCCGCUACAGCCCGAAGGACGGCGAGGAGGCGGGUCAGUGGCAGUACGUGUCCACCAGGUCUUCUUCGGCGGUGCUGACGGGGCUUCAGCGCGCGGCGCAGUAUCAGGUGCAGGUCCGCGCUCGCUCGCAGGCCGGCUACGGAUCGUUCAGCGCCUUGAGCAGCUUCUACACGCAGCCCGAAGGUGCGAGUAACUCUCAGCUGGUGGUGACGGGAGUUCUGGCCUCUAUGGGGAUACUGCUGCUCAUCGCCGUGGUGAUGGUCGCUGUGUACUGUUACCGCAGGAGAAAGAAGGAUUCAGAAAUGAGCGAUAAGAGCGGACACUACCCGAUGGGACAGACGAUGAAGGUGUACAUCGACCCGUUUACCUACGAGGACCCCAACGAAGCGGUGAGGGAGUUCGCCAAAGAGAUCGACGCCUCCUUUGUUAAGAUAGAGGAAGUGAUCGGAGCAGGUGAGUUUGGUGAGGUGUGUCGCGGUCGUCUGAGGAUCCCAGGCAGGAAGGAGAACUACGUGGCAAUCAAGACGCUGAAGGGCGGCUACACUGAGAAGCAGAGGCGGGACUUCCUGUCGGAGGCGUCCAUCAUGGGUCAGUUCCAACACCCCAACAUCAUCCACCUGGAAGGUGUCAUCACCACUUCCUGUCCCGUCAUGAUCCUCACUGAGUUCAUGGAGAACGGCGCGCUCGACAGCUUCUUGAGGAUGAAUGACGGACAGUUCACCACCAUCCAGCUGGUGGGGAUGUUGCGUGGGAUCGCAGCAGGGAUGAAGUAUCUGUCAGACAUGAGCUUCGUCCACAGAGACCUGGCUGCCCGCAACAUCCUGGUCAACUCAAACCUGGUCUGUAAGGUGUCAGAUUUUGGUCUCAGCAGGUUCCUGACUGAAAACUCUUCUGACCCAACGUACACCAGCUCUCUGGGAGGGAAGAUUCCUAUUCGAUGGACGGCUCCUGAAGCCAUCGCCUACAGGAAGUUCACGUCAGCCAGUGAUGCAUGGAGUUACGGCAUCGUCAUGUGGGAAGUGAUGUCAUACGGAGAACGACCAUACUGGGACAUGAGCAAUCAGGACGUGAUCAACGCCAUCGAGCAGGACUACCGGCUGCCCCCGCCGCCGGAGUGUCCCGCCUCCCUGCACGCACUGAUGCUGGAUUGCUGGCAGAAGGAACGAGCCAACCGGCCGCGGUUCUGUGACGUGGUGGCGGCGCUCGAUAGGCUGAUCCGAAACCCCGCCUCCCUGAAGGUGACGCACCCGGAUGGACCGAGCUCGUCCCAGCCUCUGUUGGACCAGCGUGUCCCCCCUCCUCUCUCGGCCUGUGGUUCAGUCUCCGAGUGGCUUCGAGCCAUAAAGAUGGAGCGAUACGAGCAGAGCUUCCUGCAGGCCGGAUUCACCAGCCUGGACAUCGUCUCACAGCUCAACACUGAAGACCUGCUCAGAGUGGGCGUGACCCUCGCCGGCCACCAGAAGAAAAUCCUCUCCUCCAUCCAGACGCUCAGAGUACACAAAACCCCGUCCACCCUUCUCUACUGACCAGUCAAAGCCCCGCCCUGCCGUACUGUCCAAUACCACAACACUCAGGAUGUCGAGCCCCGCCAGCUCUUUUGUAUGACCACUUAACUCCGAUCCAUCUUUCUGACCAAUCAGAAAGCCCCUAGGACCACCAAGACUCGGCAUCCUGAUGGUUGGACCAAUGACAGGUUGUUGUGAAAUUUAAAAAGCACAAAGAAUCAGAACACUAAACAUUUAGCGAGAGUUAAUGCUCUUUAAGCUUCAUACUCUUUGACUCAGGUGCAAAAAGACUCCACCUACCUUGUUACUCUGACCAAUCGGAACAAAAGAGAGUUGACCACCAGCAGCAGUAAGACUUCUAAAGUUAAGCGAGCACUUGGCUGGUCAACACUCAGGACAUACGAAGCCCUGCCUUACCAAACCCGUCCGGCCGACCCAAUGCUCAGGAAACCCAAAGGUCCUUUCUGAAACGACCAGUCAGGUCAAGGUUAACCUCGCCUCAAACCCUGGACUGCCAGCAGUCACCGGCUAAUUAGCAUACAACACAGAAAGGACAUAGGAGGACAUUUCUCAUGCAGAUUUAGUUAAACAGACGUUUCUUAGUGGACGCAGAUUAUUGCAGUUCUUGGUGUAACUGCUCGCUCUGGCCCUGCUGUUAUCACUGUGCCCCACCCACUGCAAUAAAGAACAGCUGGGAUUGGUUCCCAGCCCUGUCCAUCCCCACAGCAAUAGCAGGAUGGUGGUUGGCCAGCUGGAUUGCCAAAGACUUGAGAUUUGGGAUCUUCCCGUGCUGCAACAUUGACGCACCUAUUAACUGCAAAAAUGGAAAUACAGAACCGGAUGAAUGCCUUCGAUUUGUUUUCUCAAUGUUCUACUGGUGUUCAAACAAAGAAAACCCUUUAAUGGAUGAGCUGAUGGUCAAAAGUAAAGCUGCCACUACGACUGCCGAGGACAGAAAGACGUUUAGUAAGAACCGAAGGGGAUUGAGUCGUGAACUGGGUUGUGUUGGAGUGAAAUUUCAGCACUGUGGAUCUCUCUAAAUACUCCAUUGGGAAUAUUCUGGGAUUUUAUCAGGCCAUUUUUGAGGAAUUUUAAAGAAUGUUGUGGAAUUUGGACAACACUGUGGAGGAAUGUUUUUGAGUCCAAGGAAUUCCCAACAGACUGGUCGGUAGUGUCCAUCAGUUUGGGAAUAUUUACCUGAGGGACAUCAGGACAUUCUGAGGGGAUUUCCGUUGUGUCACGUCAACAUGUUCCGGUAAAGUUCUACAGAGUUUCUUACUCUCCAUAACCUGUGAGAAAUCUUCUGGGAUUGCCUCAGAACACACUGGUGAACGUCCUGAGGAAAUCUUCACGAAUCUUCGAGAACAGUGCCCAAGCUCUCAUGGAAAUCCUUCAGGAACUGUUAUAGAACGUCUCUAAGGUUUUUUUUUCGAGAUUACUGUGAUUCUUCAGGUGCUGAAAUUCCCUAGAAUACUGGGAGACUUUUAGGAUGCCUUUCAGAAAUAUUAACAUUACAAUACAGGUCUCUUGAAAGGACGGCAAGUUUUUUAUACUCCUGUUCGGCUCCUAUAAAUAGUUGUCCAGAGUAUUGUGGAUUUCAAACUUGUAAAAGUAAUUAAAUGUACUUUACUGAGGCUGGGUUCCCAUACUGAGUGAUCUACAACUAUUUUCAAACCUUAAAGUGAUACUACACCCAAAAUCUUUGCUUUUAAUAUCAAACACGAAUUGUUGCAGACUUGAAAGGUUUGCAGUUUGGUCUGGUUGGUGGUCAGCCGUUAUUCGUUCAUGUGAGAUACAGUGGAUUCCGAUGUGAGUAUCAGUUUGAAGCGUUUCAGUUUCAAGCCUCUGAAACAAAACCACCUCUGAGAAAUAUAUCAGUCUCCAGGGACUUUAGCUGGUUUUUCAAGAAGUAAGGGGCUGGUUUAUUGAUGUCCCAGGUCCCUGAGUGUGGGAACCGUUGCAGGUUUGACUGCUACACCAGAAAUAUUAAAACUAUUUGGAUUGUAGAACUGUUGAUGGUUUUGUAUUUUAGCACUUUUUGUACCUGAUAUUUGAUCAUGAUCAUGUUUUUAAGCAGAGCAGGAGAUCAGUGUUUUUUAUACUAAACGUACGAGUCAGGAAAUUCUGUCAUUUUCAUUUAGUAUUGAAAGGAAAAACACAAAAAUGUUCAGGACCAAAGAUCACAUCUGAAGUCAGUCAGUUGUUUUUUUUCCCCACAGGAACAAGAGUAUCUGUCUUACUCACUACAUAAAUAGUUCAGUAAUGCCCCAGUAACCAUCCCGACCACUUCUGAAACACCAGGAAAAAACACUGAACACGUCCCAAACAUUUGGCAGCUCAAAACCCUCAUUUUUGCUCAGUUUCAGCGCUUCCGCAGUGUUGUAUCUGUUCAGUCUCGUCUGUCCGGCAGCCAAACAUUCAUUAGUGUGAUAAGAGAAGCCAUGAGAUGAGCUGGAAAAGCUUCUAAUGACAUUGCACAGAGUUGGCAAAGGGUCUUCUGUCUUCAUUUUAACUAAGGAAAGAAAAGCGGACCACUGCUGAUGCUUUUCCGUUACAACAGGUCUAAUCAAAGCGGUGUUUCAAUUGUUCAGAUUUUUAAUUCGAUUGAUCUUUCUCCGAGGGGGUACACGGCCGUCGGUGAGCACAACACCAGACCCGUUUGAAUCACUGAGCAAGUCAGAGAUGCAGGUGAUGAUUCAGGGUUCUGGAAACAGGCUGCUCUUGCACCGUCCUGGCUAAAAAUCCAGGUAAUGAAAACCAUCAGCCCGUUGUUAGAUGCUGAUGAAGAACUCAGCCUAUUAUUUUCAGCUGUCUUCCAGGUUUCUGUUACCACAAUAACUCGGCUUUGGCCGCAGGACCAAAGAGCCGAGCGGAUAAAUCGGGGCAACAUCUGGAAAUCAGGUUAAGCUGAACCUGGUUAAAUCAGCAAGAUUUUCCUACUUUGAUUCGGUCUGCAGACUAACUAAAAACUGACUGACUUCAGGACUCCUCACUGUCACCCAUUGGUCCACUGACUUGUCAUUUAAACCACUAACUAGCCGAUGACAGCGCUACGGGGAGUGUUUCCACGACAACUCCCAACUUUUUUAUAGUGUACGGUUGCAUGAUGAGGGUUUGCGUCAGUGGCCUUCACAUUGAAGGCCGCUGCAGUGAUGUCAUGGUUGUUGAUUCUGUUGAUUGGCUGAUUCAGGAGCUGAAGGUUCCUACUGGAAAUCAUGUGACCAAGCCUUAAUAGUGCAUCCAGACUGAGGUCAGCUGCGGCCCUUUCACUUUCAAUGGGCGCAGAGUAACGUAAACAUUAUAUCUUGGAAAAGAUAUGUCAUCAAGUCCGUCCUCCGCUGUAGAUUGACCCUGAACGGAGCUGAGGAGGACCUGGUCUGGAUUCUGGUUUCAUAUUGUGGUGGGAAACACAGCAGCUGAACCUGGAUCAGCAGCAGCUCUCUGUCUUUUAUAAAAAAUGAAAAUAAAUUACUAUUAUUAUUAUUAUUACUAUUGUUAUAUAGGAGAUUGUCCACUGGCCGUGGGUAGUGUCUGUCAGCCAAUCACAAUAAAGAUGAAUCGUCCUGCUAAUGAAAUGUCCUGCUGUCAGUUUGUUUGUGUAACAGGAAGAGCUGAUUUUAAGUGUUUCGAACCAAGUCCAUCCCCGCUUGGUCACAUUAAACCCAGGAUCGGUUCAGAUCCAGCAGAAGCUACUGUACAAUGAUUAGGCAGCCUAGUCCACGUGGGCUUGGACUGGAAACGGCUUUACUGGCGGCAAAAUGAGCCUUACUGGAAGUAUUUUAGUUCAAGUCUCUUUUUCUUGUAGUUCAGUUGACUCACUAUGUUUCACAUUACAAGUAAGGAACACAUUUACAAAGUAUUUAGUGCUAAUUCAGUAAACUUACAAUUUUAAGGCAG